Neoarius graeffei (lesser salmon catfish) is the source of this 2006-nucleotide messenger RNA. It is a transcript of the gene tcn2, whose product is annotated as transcobalamin II. The transcript is spliced from 10 exons. The record is from RefSeq and is a predicted model, not a curated record. Gene Ontology annotation, biological process: cobalamin transport. Lineage: Eukaryota; Metazoa; Chordata; Actinopteri; Siluriformes; Ariidae. Gene Ontology annotation, molecular function: cobalamin binding. Bases 149 to 1423 code for a protein of 424 amino acids.
UUUGUCACGUGACGAAUGGGACUGUGACUUUCAUGUCCAGCCCAAAUAAAUAGGUCACACAGAACUGCGUGGUUCAUUCAGAUCACAUUGUUCCUGAGGAGGAAGGAAAAGGACAGGCAGACUUGGUGGAGAUUGAACCUGAAUAAAGAUGAUCAUCUUCUGUAUUGCAGCUGCUCUGUUUGCUCUGACUGCAGCAAAGACAGCUGACUCUACUCAUAACGAUCUCCUGCUCAAGCUGCAACAGGAUCUGCUGCGCGCUGCUGCAAAUGAGCAAUCUCUUCCCAACCCGAGUAUCCACAUCGCGCUGCGCCUUUCCACUCGACACAACCUGACCAUAGAGGGCCAGUACCUCCAACUGCUCAAGACCAAGUUUCAUGAAGACAUUCAGAGCAAUCUGGACAAGGCGCAGCCUGUGGUGGGCCGCCUCGCCCUCUAUGUACUGGCGUUAAAAUCUUCCUGCCAAGACCUGAGCAAUGCAUCACUGUUGACUGGUGAGAAACGCCAACCUCUGCUCACACACUUGAAGAAACAGCUGGAGUUGGAGAAGGACCACAUCAUGACCAGCUAUCGUCCCCUGACUAACUACUACCAGUACUCUCUGGGCGUUCUGGCUCUGUGUGUAAGUGGAGUGAGAGUGAGCACUCAGGUCAGCCAAAAGCUCAUUGACACUGCCCUGGAUGACCAAUUCAAACAUGGUGACUCUGUAAGUGUGGAUACUGUUGCAGUGGCAGGCAUAGCCCUGCAAUGUCUGAAAGAUGCUGACACCCCGGUUAUAAACAAAGAGAAGUUGGUCAAUGCUCUGGUCUCCAUCAGAAAGCAGCUUCUGGACUCGCAGAGAGCUGAUGGACACUUGGGCAAUGAGUUCAGCACCGGCCUGGCUGUGCAGGCUUUACUGGCCCUAGGCAAAAAAGUAGAUGAGAAGUCUCCGUCUGUGAAAGCUCUGUGGGCUGAUGUCGAAAAUGGUACCUACCACAACCCCAUGGGGAUCUCUCAAAUCCUGCCUGCUCUCCAGCAACGCUCGUAUCUCGAUCUGAAGAAAAAGAAUUGUCAGGAUGAGGAUGACUCUCUCAGUUUGAGUUCCGAUCCAACUGUCCUGCCAACUGUAUCAAGUCGUCGUGUGCAGGUGGAUGUGGUGGUGUUGAAGGCAGACGGCUCAUCCUUCAGUUAUAAGAUCAAAGUUCCUGGUGGUACCUCACUGCUCGAGACUCUCAAGCUGCUUCAGCAGGAGCAGACAAACUUCACGUUUAAGACAGAGGACAGUCUGUGGGGGCCGUUUCUUAGUGUAGUGAACGGAGAACAGGCACGACAGACCGACCGGAGAUACUGGCAUCUUGCUUCUGGUGGACAAGCACUGAGUCAGGGUAUAACAGACUAUAAGAUUGAAACGGCUCAGGUCAUCACCAUCAAGAACACGAGCUACUGAUCCGGGUCCAAAAUGAGACAAGGGAAUCUUUUAAUGAGAAUAAUACUCGCCAAUUUUUAGUGUUCAUUUCUCCUUUUUAAUGGAUGUUUUGUACAACAGUUAGUUCUGGUUUACUGAGCAGCGUUCUAUCUUCACUAUGACAUCACUGGGACGUUUCACUGUCUGUAUCACGUCACUUGUUUGUGUUCACCACAUAAAAUUCCAACUCCUAGCAAUCAUUCAUUACACUGAAACGGUCACUACACUUACUACAGACCGUCAGUCAGUCGGUUACCAUGGCAACACGCAACACUGUGUUUGGCUGUAGCUUCUUUGGGGAAAGGGUUUUUUUUAAUGGAGCAAAAAUAAAUCAAAUAUUCAGCCAUGUUGUGUCAGUUACUCUAUUAAUUUCUUCUUUAAAAAACUUGUAUAAAAGCAAUAUCACACUCGCAGUCCUGCAGUUGGACUGAAUACCUGUGGCCCCGUCCCUACAGCCGUGCUGAUAUUCACGACAACAGCACGAUUGCGAGUUAUAUACUUAAUUAUAUAGUUUUUUUUUCUUCUAUGUAACAACUUUAACAAUAAAUAGAGUUGAGUAUCAGAA